Messenger RNA from Wasmannia auropunctata (little fire ant), 1722 nucleotides. RefSeq names its product transcription initiation factor TFIID subunit 11 (gene Taf11). Bases 333 to 1082 code for a protein of 249 amino acids. NCBI's taxonomy places the organism in Eukaryota, Metazoa, Arthropoda, Insecta, Hymenoptera, Formicidae. Gene Ontology annotation, biological process: transcription initiation at RNA polymerase II promoter; RNA polymerase II preinitiation complex assembly. Gene Ontology annotation, cellular component: transcription factor TFIID complex; nucleus. Gene Ontology annotation, molecular function: transcription coactivator activity; protein heterodimerization activity. The transcript has 6 exons. The record is from RefSeq and is a predicted model, not a curated record.
ACCGUUUCAAUCAUAUUUUUCAUAUUGGAAAUGACGCGUGAUCAUUCUGAUGUCGAUAACACUUUGGUCGCAAUAUUAUCAUUGUUUUUCGUGAUUUUCUGUGUCAUUGUUCAUCAACACUUGGAACGAAUAUUUUAAAUAAUAAUAUUUUAUUUGAUAUAAAUAUAUAUUAUACCUACGAAUCUAAAAAGGCCAGCGAGUAGAGUGAUUUAUUUGUUUCUCCGCCUCUGUUUUUAUUUGCUUUAUAAUUUAUAACAUGUUUAUGCAAACGUUUAUCAAACGUCCUUAUUCCUAUUGCGACAGCAUGUAACAUUCCACAAGGAUAAAUAAAGAUGGAUAAUAUCUUUGGGAAGGAAGAUUCUGGGGACGAAAGAGAAAGUGAACAGAAAAAUGAAAUCGAAGAGCAUAAAGAUAUUAAAAUUAGUCCUAUACACAAUCUAGAAUCUAAGGAUACUGAAGCUAUGGAGAUCGAUAGUGUGCAAGUUAAGGCAGAGUCGGAUGCAAUGAGCUCUCAGUCGCAGUCGGAUGCUGAAGAGACUGAGAACACGGGAACUAGUUCCAUCUGCCCGAUUGUGGAGAGCCAAGUGGAGACUGUGAAGGAAGAAGGAAGAAGUAGUACAAAGGAUGAUGAACAGACCGCUGAAGAUAUAUUUAGUAAUGACAUUAUAAUACCUCGCGCCAAUCCAGUCAGUAUGAAAGAAAGACGGGAGAGUAAGGAGAAGAGCAAAAAGGAGAUAGAAGAGGAGGAGCGAGAGAAGAUGCAAGUGCUAGUAUCUAACUUUACUGAAGAUCAGCUGGACAGAUACGAGAUGUACAGACGAUCUGCAUUUCCAAAGGCAGCUAUAAAGAGGAUCAUGCAAACCAUAACGGGAUGUUCUGUGUCUCAGAACGUUGUCAUAGCCAUGUCGGGAAUUGCUAAGGUGUUUGUUGGUGAAAUCGUUGAAGAAGCUUUAGAUGUUAUGGAGGCUCAAAAUGAAACUGGUCCAUUACAACCAAAACAUCUGAGAGAGGCUGUUCGCAGAUUAAGGCUGCAGGGUCAAAUACCGAAUGGUCGAGCGCACAAAGCCUUCUUCAGGUUAUAAUUAGUCCAACAUUUGCGACGUAUUAGUUUAAUGCUUCUCUUACAGAAGCUUUUUUGACAUUAAAAUUUACAAGCGUAAUCCGAAUACAAAUUAUAUAAUUCAUUCAGCAAUCAAAGUCGGCCUUUUUAUACAUAUUAAAUUACUAUAGAUAUAUCUCUCGAAGGUUCAAAACGUUAGCCAUCUCAGCUAAUUAGUUAAAACUUAAUGUAUGAUAAAUGUAUAUAUUUUACUAGCAUUUCAUGUAUUUCGUCUUCGAGUAGAUUUAAACUUAAUCUAGCUGUAUAUAAUUUUUUACAUCGCAAGUGCAAAUUUUAUUAUACAUAAUGAUUAUACAUUUUAAACGGUUGUGAAUCAUUAUUAAAACACAUAGAUCUGGCAAAUAGUAAAACAUUUUAUUAGUGAGUACACGCAUAUGUAACAUAUAGUUACACACAUUUUUAUACACAGUCAAAAUAUUCAUGAAUCAUUAUGUAUAAUCUUUAUAGCGCAUUUUUAAAUAGAAAUUGAUGUAAAGUUUUCUACUUUGCUGUCAUUGAACUUGUUUAUCGUCAGAUUACAUGAUAAUAUACAUAUAUGGUUUUGCGUAAAUCUUAAUAUCAUAAAGUUUAUAUUAUCAAAAUAUAUAUAAUUUACAGAAAAA